Messenger RNA from Etheostoma cragini (Arkansas darter), 1893 nucleotides. It is a transcript of the gene cct7, whose product is annotated as chaperonin containing TCP1, subunit 7 (eta). Gene Ontology annotation, biological process: protein folding. Gene Ontology annotation, molecular function: ATP binding; ATP hydrolysis activity; ATP-dependent protein folding chaperone. Gene Ontology annotation, cellular component: chaperonin-containing T-complex. The record is from RefSeq and is a predicted model, not a curated record. Lineage: Eukaryota; Metazoa; Chordata; Actinopteri; Perciformes; Percidae. The coding region runs from base 67 to 1704 and encodes 545 amino acids. The transcript has 12 exons.
CUCUUGAUUUCGAAAAGCAUUGUGGGAUUGGAUGCCGGUGGAAAGCUUCUCGAAGGAACUGCAAAGAUGAUGCCCACACCAGUUAUCCUGCUGAAGGAGGGGACAGACACGUCUCAGGGCAUUCCCCAGCUCGUCAGUAACAUCAAUGCUUGCCAGGUGAUUGCUGAGGCUGUCAGGACCACCCUGGGGCCUCGGGGGAUGGACAAACUGAUGGUGGAUGGCAGAGGUAAGGCCACAAUCUCCAAUGAUGGAGCCACCAUCCUGAAACUGCUGGAUGUGGUUCACCCUGCCGCCAAGACCCUGGUGGACAUCGCUCGCUCCCAGGAUGCUGAGGUCGGAGACGGCACUACCUCCGUCACUCUUCUGGCUGCUGAGUUCCUGAAGCAGCUUAAGUCGUACGUGGAGGAGGGUCUCCACCCACAGACCAUUAUCAGAUCAUUUCGCACUGCCACCCAGCUCGCUGUCAAAAAGAUCAAUGAGAUCGCCGUUUCUGUGAAGAAAUACGACAAGCAGGAGCAGAGGCAGCUGCUGGAGAAGUGUGCAGCCACUGCCCUGAACUCCAAGCUCAUUGCCGGUCAGAAGGAGUUCUUCUCCAAAAUGGUGGUGGAUGCUGUCAUGUCUCUGGACGAGCUCCUCUCUCUUAAGAUGAUUGGCAUCAAGAAGGUCCAGGGAGGAGCCCUUGAGGAUUCCCAAAUGAUCUCUGGGGUUGCGUUCAAGAAGACCUUCUCCUACGCCGGGUUUGAGAUGCAGCCUAAACGCUAUGACAAUCCAAGGAUUGCUUUGCUCAAUGUGGAGCUGGAGCUGAAGGCUGAGAAGGAUAACGCUGAGGUCCGCGUGAAAUCUGUGGAGGACUACCAGGCCAUUGUGGACGCAGAGUGGAACAUCCUGUACGACAAACUGGAGAAGAUCUAUCAGUCAGGAGCCAAAGUGGUUUUGUCCAAAUUACCCAUCGGGGAUGUGGCCACCCAGUUCUUUGCUGACAGAGACCUGUUCUGUGCUGGCAGGGUGCAGGAGGAGGAUAUGAAGAGGACCAUGAUGGCCUGCGGAGGCUCCAUCCAGACCUCAGUAGGUGCCCUGACAGACGAUGUCCUGGGACUGUGUGAACACUUUGAAGAGGUCCAGGUUGGAGGAGAGAGGUACAACUUCUUUAAGGGCUGUCCAAAGGCCAAGACCUGCACCAUCAUCCUGAGGGGCGGAGCAGAACAGUUCACAGAGGAAACGGAGCGAUCACUGCACGAUGCCAUCAUGAUCGUACGCCGAGCCAUCAAGAGCGACUCCAUUGUAGCGGGUGGAGGAGCCAUAGAGAUGGAGCUGUCCAAGUACCUGCGGGAUUAUUCCAGGACCAUCCCUGGGAAACAGCAGCUGCUGAUCGGAGCGUACGCCAAGGCCCUGGAGAUCAUCCCCAGACAGCUGUGUGACAACGCCGGCUUUGAUGCUACCAACAUUCUGAACAAACUGCGUGCCAAACACGCACAGGGUGGUAUGUGGUACGGUGUAGACAUCAACAACGAGGACAUCGCAGACAACUAUGUUGCCUGCGUCUGGGAACCAUCCAUUGUGAGGAUCAAUGCUCUGACAGCGGCGUCAGAGGCAGCCUGCCUCAUCCUGUCAGUGGAUGAGACCAUCAAGAACCCACGCAGCAGUAUGGAUGGACCUCCUGGUGGUGGCCGGGGCCGAGGCCGCGGCAGACCCCAUGCUCACUAAGAGAAGCAAGACCAAAACCACAUUUUAAACAGGCAUUAAAAUCCAAAUGCAGGAACGGGAUUGAUCUACACAUGGAUGCAGAGAUUGUGUUGCUAAAAGUUUGGCAUGUUUGAUCUGCAUUUGGAUUUGAAUUCUGGAUAAAAUUAGGCGUUCUAACAGUCAGAUAUGUUGCAAGUGUAGUGAAACAAA